UCGCUCCGCGCUCGAGCUGGAGAGCUAUGACAACAUGAAGUGUGAUGUACCUGCUUAAAGGAGCCGCUGGAGAAGAGUAAAAACUCUCAGGUAAAAGUGUCUCCAGCUCCGGCAGAAGAGUUCUUUAACUGGAAUUUAACUGGGAGUUUAACCGGGAGUUUACCGCGUCCUGCGGCUGGAAGUUAAAUCGGUUUAACCGGUUCAGGGAGGAAAGCUCGCGGAAUGUGAGGAUAACCGAGACGGAGGAAGAGUUUCUGCGUUUUUUUGUGGAUUAAUAUACAGAUAUUAAAGAUUUAAAGCGUGUUUAUUAUCGGAGAUGACUGAAUCGCGGCGCGGCGCUCUGUCCGCCGGAGUUGCGCUCUGUACCGCCGCGCGGGCUCUCCUCUGAUAACUCCGCCGCGCGGGACGGAGCGGGACAGGAGGGCUGUCCGGAUUCUGACUUUAAUCCAACAUGUCUAAAGUGAUCCAGAAGAAGAACCACUGGACUACUAAAGUGAACGAGUGCGCGGUGUGUAAGAGUAGCGACGGGGAGCUGAGCGUGGAGCUGCGCGGCGGCGCGGAGAACGGAGAGUUCACGUACGUCGGGGAAGUGCGCCCGUGCACGGCGAACUACAAGUACGGGCAGCUGAGCGAGGGGGAGCUGCUGCUGGAGCUAGAGGGUCUGUCCGUGUCCGGACUGCCGCUGUACGACGUGUUGACGGUGGUGAAGAACUGCAAGGGUCCCGUCCGGAUGAAAACCGUCAGACAAGGACAUAAACUAAAUAAGGACCUGAGGCACUACCUAAGCCUGCGCUUUCAGAAGUCAUCUCCAGACCACGAUCUUCAGCAAACCAUCAGAGACAAUCUGUACCGCCAUGCUGUGCCUUGUACCACCCGCCUCCCCCGUGACGGCGAGGUUCCAGGGGUGGAUUACAACUUCCUGUCCGUGCAGGAGUUCCUGGACUUGGAGCAGUGCGGAACCCUUUUGGAAAUAGGAACUUAUGAGGGUAACUAUUAUGGAACACCCAAACCACCCAGCCAGCCCCGCUGCGGGUCAGUGAUUUCCCAGGAUGCUUUGCGAGACGGCCUUCCUGGCUCCCAGAAUUCCACGCCCAAGCGCACCAAGUCCUACAAUGAUAUGCAACAUGCUCGAGUAGUGCCCGUUGAGCCGACGGAAGAUGCAGACUUCACCACAGACAUGAACAACACAUUUACAGAGUUCUUAGCGCGUAGUCUCUUCCCCUCUCCCUUGUUGUGCACAGGAGACUCCAGCCGGCAGGAAGUGCACGGCGUGGUGCGAGACAACGCCCCCUCCAACGCGCUCAGCAACGUGGCCUUGUCUCCCCCGGCAAUCAUGGCCAGCUCCCAUCACCCUCAGCUUCCUCCAGAGGAUGACCCUCUCGGCCCAUUGCCAGACAACUGGGAGAUGGCCUACACAGAGAGCGGCGAGGUCUAUUUCAUAGACCACAACACAAAGACCACCUCGUGGAUGGACCCUCGUUGUGCGGAAAAGCAGCAGAAGCCUUUAGAGGAGUGUGAAGAUGAUGCUCUUGCAAACGCUUUAUUUUCCAUUCCUCCACUUGGAGAAGAAGGGGUACACACUGAGGAACCAGACAAUGAACUCGAGUUGCCUCCAGGUUGGGAGAAGAUAGAUGACCCAGUGUAUGGCGUAUAUUAUGUAGAUCACAUUAACAGAAAGACGCAGUAUGAGAAUCCAGUGCUGGAGGCCAGACGUAAAAAACAGGUCGAUAUACAGCAGCCACCAGAAGGUGAGCGCUACGUCAGAGAAUGGAUAGAGGAGCACUCGUCUGCCGGGGCUCCGAUUGCAGCGUAUGUUCCAAACCACUUGGAGACGUACCGAGACCCCCAGAGUGGCCCGCCCCUCCCGCCGGUGCCGGGCUCGAAAAGAGGGAAGCCAUUUUUCACGCGGAACCCUGCAGAACUGAAGGGGACGUUUAUAAGCACUAAACUGCUGAAGAGCAGACGCGGCUUCGGAUUCACUGUGGUAGGAGGAGAUGAGCCGGAUGAGUUUUUACAGAUUAAGAGUCUGGUGCUGGACGGACCUGCCGCUGUGGAUGGAAAGAUGGAGACAGGUGACGUCAUCGUAAGCGUCAACGACACCAUCGUCCUGGGCUACACCCACGCCCAGGUGGUGAAAAUCUUCCAGUCCAUCCCCAUCGGCUCCAUGGUCCAGCUCGAGUUGUGUCGUGGCUACCCGCUGCCGUUCGACCCUGAUGACCCUAACACCAGCUUGGUCACCUCUGUGGCCAUCCUGGACAAGGAGCCCAUCAUCGUCAAUGGUCAGGAGGCCUUCGACCCUCCCCCGCUGGGCCUGAGCCAAACAGCCCCAGGGCCCGCAGAGCCCCGCCCCUACAGCCCCACGGCGGAGGGCCCCGGCUCCGCGGCGGCGAUGACGGAGGGUUACGGCAGUGACGUGGUGACUCUAGCGUCGUCCAUCGCCACGCAGCCGGAGCUCAUCACUGUGCACAUGGAGAAGGGCGAUAAGGGCUUCGGCUUCACCAUCGCCGACUGCGGCAGCGGCACCUGCGGAGGGCAGAAGGUCAAGCAGAUCGUGGAUUACCCGCGUUGCCGCGGCCUGAAGGAGGGGGACAUCCUGGUGGAGGUGAACAAGAGGAACGUGCAAAGCAUGAGCCACAACCAGGUGGUGGAUCUGCUCAGCAAAUGCCCACGCGGCAGUGAGGUCACCAUGCUGGUGCAAAGAGGCGUGGUGCAGGCCAAGAGGAGUCCCAAAGUGGUGCAGUUGGAGAGGAAGGACAGUCAAGGCAGUUCUCAGCACAGUGUGUGUAGUCACCGCAGCACCCACACUGACUCUCCUGCCCGUGCAGUGCCCGCUGUGCCCAGCGAGACGCUGGCGGCUCCGCCCCCGGUGCCCCCGCCCCCUACCCAGCCCCUCCCCAGCCUGCCCCCACUGGAGCCGCCCGCCAAUGGAACCCUUCAGAAGAAACCGGACCCUUUCAAGAUCUGGGCGCAGUCCAGGAGCAUGUACGAGAGUCGGAUGCCAGACUCUCAAGAGCAAGACAUCUUCCUCUGGAGAAAAGACACUGGAUUUGGCUUCAGAAUCCUGGGUGGGAAUGAACCUGGAGAACCGAUCUACAUUGGGCACAUAGUGAAGUACGGGGCAGCAGAUGAGGACGGGCGCCUGCGCUCCGGGGACGAGCUGAUCUGUGUGGACGGAACGGCUGUGGUGGGGAAGUCCCACCAGCUGGUGGUGCAGCUCAUGCAGCAGGCAGCCAAACAAGGCCACGUCAAUCUCACAGUCCGACGCAAAACCGGCUAUGGAGUGUGUAAGGGUGAGGGCGACGUGCCCCCGUCCCCUGCCUCGUCUCACCACAGCAGCACUCAGGCUCCGUCUCUGACCGAAGAGAAGCGAACGCCUCAGGGCAGCCAAAACUCACUGAACACCGUCAGCUCAGGCUCCGGCUCCACCAGCGGCAUCGGCAGCGGAGGCGGAGGGGGCAGCGGUAGUGCGGUGGUUGCUGUGGUUCCUGCUGCACUGCAGCCGUACGACGUGGAGAUCCAGCGCGGAGAGAACGAGGGCUUCGGUUUCGUCAUCGUCUCUUCUGUGUCACGGCCUGAUGCUGGAACCACUUUCGCUGGAAAUGCAUGUGUGGCCAUGCCCCAUAAAAUAGGUCGUAUCAUCGAGGGCAGUCCGGCGGACCGCUGCGGAAAGCUGAAAGUGGGUGACCGCAUCCUGGCUGUCAACAGCUGCUCCAUCACCAACAAGUCCCACUCAGACAUCGUCAACCUCAUCAAGGAGGCCGGCAACACGGUCACCCUGCGCAUCAUCCCAGGAGACGAGUCUUCAAACGCCUCUCUGCUGACCAACGCCGAGAAGAUUGCCACCAUCACCACCACACACACUCCUCAGAGCAGCAGCGAGCCCAGGAACAACAAAUCAAAACAGGCCCCGCCUCCACCUGCAACACAGACCUCCAAUCAGGAUGCCGAGUUUUACUCUGUGGAUCUGGAGAGAGACAGUAAAGGAUUUGGCUUCAGCCUGAGAGGAGGAAAAGAGUAUAACAUGGACUUAUACGUGCUGAGACUGGCUGAGGACGGAGCUGCAGUGAGGAACGGCAAGAUGAGGGUAGGAGACGAGAUUCUGGAGAUUAAUGGAGAGAGCACCAAGAACAUGAAGCAUUCCCGUGCCAUCGAGCUCAUCAAGAACGGCGGCAGACGAGCGAGACUCGUCUUAAAGAGAGGAGACGGUUCUGUGCCAGAAUAUGACGGGCCCAAUGACGGGUACCCUGCCCCACCCGGGCCACAAAAUCUUUCGGAAAUGAGAACCAUGCCGUCCAAUGGCCGACUUCACCUCUCAUCAGAGUCCAGCUACACAUCAGAAUACCAUCCACCACCCUGGCCCCAGGAGCAGCGGCUAAGAGAGCGAGAAAGAGAACGAGGGAGAGAGGACUACAAGGAGUACACCCAUUACCCCAAAGCCCCCCAGCAGCAGCAGCAACACCACCACCACACCUGGAACAACAACAACCACCCCGCCCCCCGCGCCCUCUCGCCCUCCCCGUCCCCCGUCGAAAACGACAAAAAGAACUCCCGCCGCAAAGUUAAGAAAUCCGAGUCUGAAAGUGGCAUCGCCAAACUCUUCAAGACGCUGAGGAAGGAGAGCGGCUUUGGGAAGAAGUCCUCCGACCGGGACCUCCGGGGGCGAGGCCACGAGCGCUCCCCGGAGAGGACGGCCCACGGCAGGUCUCACGCGCGCCGCGGCUCCCUGGACCGCUCCCCCACCCGUAAGCGCAACUCUUCUCCGGACCGUCGCAGGGCCAAGUCCAUGGACCGGCGGGCGGAGCGCUGGCAGCGCGAUUACUCUCCGGACUCUCGCGCGUCCAGCCAGGUCCUGCUGCGGCAGGCCGCCACCCCCGAGAGGCACUACGCCCCCCAAAGAGAGCCUCACACUCCGAGCAGGGGCAGUUACCUGCGGGAGGAGGGCUACCUCACCUCCACUCCAGAGAGAUCCAACAAUGGCCAGGUGCUGUCUCUGGCCCGCGGCCGAACCCCCGAGCGCAGCCUGAAAAACGGCAACGUGCUUCGAGACGUUUCUCCCUCCAGCCGCGGCGAGAGCUGGAGCAACGGCACGCCGGAGAGACGCUACCGCAGGGAGUCGGACAGCAGCAGCAACGGCAGUUACCUGGAGGAGGCCGCCACCCCCCGGCUGAAGGACUACUACAACGCGCUGAAGGCCAACGGCGCCAACGGGACCAACGCGGGCAGAGCUCCUACCCAGCACCCUCAGUCAAAGAGGAGACUUUACAAAGAUAACCACACGGACCUCAGCAUCUGAGCGCGGGGAAGCCACAAGACUCCAAACACACACACACACACACACACACAAAGCACUCGUAGAGCUGGACGACUGACAUCACACCUUUUUAAACAAGCUGAUGGGGUGAAUGGUUGAUUGUUGAGUGAGUUGUUGUUGAGUAGUUUAUUGAUUGAAUGACUGACUGACUUAUUAAAUGAUUGAUUGAUUGAUCGAUUGAUUGCACAGUUGAUUCACAUCUGCACAUUUUCCAAGCCUGAAAGUUCCACAGAUCAGCCAUAAACGCAGCAGCAGGAAUAUCUACUUUAGUCUAUUUCAUUUUUUUGUUUUGUUUCGUUUUUUGUUUUUUAAUGUCUCUACAGUGUUUUGUUCAUUGGGGAGAGGUUUUUCUCAAAUUUGGCAAUUCCACAUUUCAGUUCAUUUCGGUUUAUUUGAGAUACCUGUGCUUUUUUUUUUUUAAAUCUCAAAUUCCUCAACGUGCACCAGAGAAACUGUGUGAACUCGAUGCCCGACGUUUUUCAGGAGUUUUUAUUUCUUUUUCUUUUUUGUUUUGUCCUGUAUUUUUUUUAAGCUGCGUGUUCUUCUAUUCCUCAUAUCUGCGAUUUUCGCUGACGACAGCACAAGCCUUGAGUGUUUGUUUGUACAUUUCAUGGAUGAAUACAGUGUGUUUACAUAUGUGCGUGAUCAUCUCAAAUGAAGGCGAAAUUAAAAGAGUGCAAAAAAAAAGUACAGAAAGUUAUGAUGCUACUGUCUAAUGAAGUAAUAUAUUUUAAGUGUAUUUAUUUUGAAAAGAAUUGGCACAUAAAGGACGUCAACAGGACGCUUACCUCCCAAACUGAAAUCUACUGUAUAUCAGAACCGUACUGGUGAUGUUAUUUAUCUGGCGAAUGCUGUGGACUGCUGCACAAGGGCGAAGUGCUCCUCUUUCCAGAAUUUUUCACUUUUCAAUUUUCAAAUCCAUUUCCAAUUGCGUUAUUCAGAAAGUACCUGAUGAUACCAGACGAUAUUAAUCAGUAAUCACCAAGUGAAUGAUAAGAUGUGAAUGAGAUUGUAUCUGAGGUAGCUAAAAAAACAUAUUUAGAGGCUUACAGAGCUUGAUUGACCUGAGUAAAUGACGCCUGUGUGUCCAGGCCUCCAGGACAUGCCGGUAAUCUGUAGUCGUUUACAGUCGUUUGCAGGGCUCGGCAGAGCUUUCAUAGAGUCUGUAGACUUCCUCCGGCCUGGAAAGUUGAUGGAAACUGCCAUACUCGAUUCUCUCGACUCUCUAUACUAAGGGCCUGAACCACGGCAGACGAUCUGGUACAGUAUGUUCAACUGAGCCAUUCUGUGUCUUUGCACUGGAGUAUGAUAGCGUGAUCAAGGCUAAGCUAUGUGUGUUUGUAUGAAUGUUUUAUGUCUUUUCUUUUCUUUUCUUUAAUCGUGUGUAUGUACCUGUGUAUACGAUGUUUUUGAUAAUUUUACAAGCCAACACGAAGAGAUCUCGAAACAUGCGAUGGAAAAGCAGAGUUAGUUUUCAUCACCGUCGUCUUCAUAGUACUGUAUCCAACCAAUAACCUUGUCAGCCACCAUCUCGUGUACAGACUUUCACUACUGUAUGUAAUUACUAGCAACCUACGGAAGAGAGGAGACCGUUGCCUUUUCUUGUACAAAAGAGAAUUUAUGAGAGACCUUCACCUCGAGGAUCACGACUCCCGUGUGUUUAUACUCCUCGAGAGGAGGCGGUAAGUCGAUAGAUAAUAUGUGUAAUUUAUACUCCAGAUUCAGGCAUGUGUAAAGAUGUUUCAGAACCGGAGAGGACCCGACGCGGAUCCGUUUCUCCGGGGUGGGUGUGUCCGGGUGGGGGAGCGGUUUCUUGGGGAGGGGGUUGAAUAUCUCUCGUGAUGCAUAGCCUGCCUUUUUAUUAUGGAGCACUUGUAUACUGUCUGUGGUCUCUCUGCAAUGUUAUCUGGACUUAAAUGCUUUUUCUGUGUCGAUGAAAAGCAGUACAUGUAUAUGGGCCAAUCUUUUUUAUGAAACACUAUGCAUAUAUAGAUACAACAUUGUCCAUAGCUUUAUUUGACUCAUGAAGCUAUACAUAACAUUAGUCUAAGUACAAGUAGAUGUUGACUUACCCAGUAAAGCUUUUUUUUCCUCCUUCAGAUGAAUCUCAAUGUAUAUGUAGCUAUCAAAAAGAAGUCUGUGAAUGCUAUUUUUAUUAUCAAAUAAAGUUUUCCAUACAAAUUCACAAAAA
Molecule: messenger RNA, 7502 nt
Organism: Astyanax mexicanus (Mexican tetra)
Lineage: Eukaryota; Metazoa; Chordata; Actinopteri; Characiformes; Acestrorhamphidae
Gene: magi1a
Product: membrane associated guanylate kinase, WW and PDZ domain containing 1a
Exons: 23
Coding region: 452-5293 (1613 amino acids)
Biological process (GO): signal transduction
Cellular component (GO): cytoplasm
Molecular function (GO): protein binding
Source: RefSeq, a predicted model, not a curated record